This is a messenger RNA of Talaromyces atroroseus, 726 nucleotides long. RefSeq lists its product as hypothetical. Bases 1 to 726 code for a protein of 241 amino acids. NCBI's taxonomy places the organism in Eukaryota, Fungi, Ascomycota, Eurotiomycetes, Eurotiales, Trichocomaceae. The record is from RefSeq and is a predicted model, not a curated record. The transcript has 3 exons.
AUGUCGAACCUAUUACACAAGGUCAAAGACGCGGUUACGCACAGCACCCACGACAAGCCUAGCUCUUCCACCAACGCCGGCCCGCACGAUUCCAACGUGAUGAAUAAGGCUGACCCUCGUGUGGACAGUGACCGUGACCACCGCAGUGCAUACACAGCUGCCGGCACAGGCGGCAGUACUUACGGCUCUGGCACUCGCUCUGGCACUGGCACUGGCACUGGCACUGGCACUGGUGCUGGUGCUUACAAUAGCGGUACCACGGGUGCCGGCGCAAAUACCAGCCCUUACGGAUCUGGAACCGGGUCUGGUGCCUACGGCGCUAACACAGGCACUACCACUUCUGGUCCUCACGACUCAAACCUGGCCAACAAGGCUGACCCGCGUGUCGAUAGUGACCGAGGCCAAUACGGUACGACCGGCGGCGUAGCUGCUGGCGGUGGUUACAAUACCAACCCUAACUCGAGCAACGCUGGCCCUCACAGCAGCAACCUGGCCAACAAAGCCGAUCCUCGUGUCGACUCUGAUCUCGACAACCGCUCCCGCCACCAAAAUCUGGCCGGAAACACACAGGCCCCUGCAGGCAGCAGCUAUGCUACCCCUGGAAGCGGCGCUGCGCAGCAGACUGCUGGCCCGCACGACUCGAAUCUCGCAAACAAGCUUGAUCCUCGCGUGGAUUCUGACCUGGACUACAGCCGCACUGUUGGCGCAAAUGCCACUAGGUACUGA